Molecule: messenger RNA, 2068 nt
Organism: Tripterygium wilfordii
Lineage: Eukaryota; Viridiplantae; Streptophyta; Magnoliopsida; Celastrales; Celastraceae
Product: solute carrier family 40 member 2-like
Exons: 7
Coding region: 269-1825 (518 amino acids)
Biological process (GO): iron ion transmembrane transport
Cellular component (GO): membrane
Molecular function (GO): iron ion transmembrane transporter activity
Source: RefSeq, a predicted model, not a curated record
AACCCAGUCUACUCCAUGUGAUGAUGCAUUGCCAAUGUAUUUUUUUAUUACUGCUAAAAAUUGAAGUCAAAUGGGGAGGCGGGUGGGAUCUGGACCACGUACAAACUCUGAACUGAUAGAUAAUGAUGGCUGCAUCGCAUGUCAUCACCAUUCAUUCACCCAUCUGUAUUAUAUCAUCAAAUCAUCAUUUUCAUCUUAAUUAAGCAUCAUCAAAUUUAAUGAGCAUUCAAUGCUCUGGAACCAAACAUAGAGGAGUAGGACAUACAAGAUGGUUAGAGAGGCAGCCCAUGACCAAGAACAACCACUAUUGCAACCACAUCAGAGUCCUUCUUUGAAUGACCUUCCUUUCCCUUCCUUUCUCAUCGAUUACUUGUAUGCAGGACACUUCUUAGCCAGAUGGGGUGCCAGAACUUGGGAAUUCUCUGUUGGUUUAUACAUGAUAAGUGUUUGGCCAGAUUCUUUACUCCUUGCUGCAAUUUAUGGCGUCAUCGAAUCUGCCUCUACUGCUUUGUUUGGUUCUAUCAUCGGAGAAUUGUUGGAUAGGUUAUCAUAUGUAAAGGUUCUCAGACUUUGGUUGGUGACCCAGAAUCUCUCCUUUAUAAUUGCUGGAGUCGCAGUCACUGUGUUACUAAUCUGCUCAACUCUGAGGUCGACAAAUUUUGGAGCAUUCAUCCUACUUAUCAUAGUAACCAACAUUUCAGGAGCGGUUGGUGUGCUUUCUACUCUAGCUGGAACCAUCUUAGUAGAAAGAGAAUGGGUGGUAGUGAUAUCAGAAGGCCAUUCUCCUGAAUUACUGACAAAGAUGAAUUAUAUUAUCAGACGAAUUGAUUUAACUUGCAAGCUCCUCGCUCCAAUCGUUACUAGCUUCAUUAUCAGCUUUGUAUCACUUAAAGCCUCUGCCAUAGCUCUGGCACUAUGGAAUAUAAUAUCAGUGUGGGUGGAGUAUUGGCUCUUCCUAUCUGUACUUGGCGGGAUUCCAGCUUUAGGAGAAAGCAGCCAGAAGAGGCUCUUGAGACUCUCUCCAACCAAUGUAGAAGACAGUUCAUCCACGUCUGACAUGAGGAAGAGCUUACUUCCUCAUGAUGAAGGAAGUUUGGCAGUGGUAGAAAAAAGAGGGGGAUGGAAAAUCAUAGAAAGGUUUUCGAAAGUCCCCUUUGUGGGUGCGUGGAUUGUGUAUCUACAACAAGAUGUUGUGCUUCCUGGUGUUUCUCUGGCUUUAUUAUAUUUCACAGUCCUCAGCUUUGGAAUUUUGAUGAUAGCUGCCUUAGAGUGGAAUGGAAUACCUGCAUAUGUCAUUGGAAUAGCACGCGGCAUAAGUGCUACAAUUGGAAUAGGAGCAACAGUUGCUUACCCAGUGUUACAUUCUCAUAUUUCAACUCUCCGAACAGGACUCUGGUCUAUAUGGUCUCAGUGGGCCUGCCUCUUAGUAUGCGUUGCUUCAAUAUUGGUCAAAAAUAACAUUCUAUCCGCAUACAUGCUGAUGGGUGGAGUGGCAGCAUCUCGGCUUGGAUUAUGGAUGUUUGAUUUAUCUGUCAUCCAGCAAAUGCAGGAUGAUGUUCCUGAAUCUGAUCGCUGCAUUGUCGGUGGUGUCCAGAACUCACUGCAGUCUUAUUUGGAUUUAUUGGGUUAUGUGAUGGGAAUAAUCAUCUCAAAUCCACAGGAUUUCUGGAAAUUGAUUUUGAUAUCCUUUCUGGCAUCGACAUUAGCGGCAUUACUCUACACUUUGCAUAUGUAUCGUGUUCGUAAGCACCUCAUUCACUUUGAGAAGUUGGUAAUGGUGUUUAAAUGGUCUCUAAGAUCAUCUGAAAUUGCAACUGCGAAUUGAAGGUUUACGCCUCUGCUACAUUUGCUGAAUUUUAAUCUUCAUCCAGAGAUAAAAAAAACAUGAAAGAUGCUGUUGAUGCAUGAGUUCAAUGCAGUGAUACUGGUAGUAUUAGGUUUGAUAGGCUUCUAAAACUUAUGCUCUUGCGGAGAGUGUAAUAGAAAUCAUUGAAAGAUGCUUGAGAUGGAUUGCUGCACUUUGUAGUUUGUUUUCCUUCUUGAGUAAAUCUGUGUGAUUUUCAAGGCA